Aphanomyces invadans is the source of this 3931-nucleotide messenger RNA. RefSeq lists its product as hypothetical. Bases 97 to 3879 code for a protein of 1260 amino acids. The transcript has 22 exons. Gene Ontology annotation, biological process: intracellular signal transduction. The record is from RefSeq and is a predicted model, not a curated record. NCBI's taxonomy places the organism in Eukaryota, Oomycota, Saprolegniomycetes, Saprolegniales, Verrucalvaceae. Gene Ontology annotation, molecular function: guanyl-nucleotide exchange factor activity; metal ion binding.
CGGUCAACUCUGUUGUCAACAUUGAGUUGCAAAGCUAGUCCACGCGAGCUCUUCUCGUCACCGACCUGGCACAGGUCCGACACUAGUCGCACUCUCAUGCACAAGCACAGGCCCAGACGAAGCGUCAGCGCUCAUGAGCAGUCACCGGCAGCAGACGUACAACCUACGCCGUCCCUCAUGCACACAGCCUCGCAGUCUUCUCGAACGGCCAAGACGUUGGUGGCCCACGCGAGGGCACUUGCUCGGCAAGACAGCGAUGAGCGAGAGCGAUUCCAGAGUACAGAUGCAGGUCUUGGAAACGCCAGCCUUGUGGGGCCUGCGGCAGAACAACAUGGCAUCCUUGACCUGGUCGUCGACGAAAUGUGCUCGACAGAGGCCACAUACGUCAAGAACCUCGUGACGCUCGUCGAAUCGUUCGUCAAGCCAUUGCAGGAGGCGAAACACCCCAUGAUGACCAACUCAGCCGUGGCCGUCUUCUUCAACACGCUGCAAGAGCUCGUGAAGCUCAACUCGACCUUUCUCGAAGAGCUCAUGCAAGUGACGCUUCAGAGAGAGCAUGGACAAAACUCGACUGAGCGCAUCGUGGUGCUGUUCAACCAGUACAUCCCCCUCUUUACGUCGUUCUACUCGGAAUAUGCCAAAUACUUCGACGACUUUACACCGCUCUUGAACGAGUACAAGACCCAAUCCAAGGGAUUCUCGACGCUCCUCGACCAAUGUCAGCGAAAAGGCGGUUCGAACCAAACCUUUGAGAGCUUGCUCAUCCUGCCGAUUCAACGGAUUCCCCGGUACAACCUGUUGCUCCAGCGGGUCGUAAAACACACUCGCGAGGACCAUCCCGACUUGGCAUCGCUGAAGCUCACUGUGCAAGCGAUGGGCGAAGCGGCCCAGCGCAUGGACGAAACCCUGCGCCAGAAAGAAAAGACGGAGGAAGUCCUGCGGAUCCAGGCGCAGUUCGCGGGCCAAGUGUCGCUGUUUGCGCUCAACCGACACUGCGUCCGAUCCGGCAUGCUGGUCAAGAUGUCCACCAAACGCGAAGACAAGGUGAUGGUGCACCUUUUCAACGAUCUCCUCAUGUACAGCGACAUCCUGUCCGCCGAGACGUUCCAUGCGCGCCGGAUCGUGGACUUUCAUUCGAAAGCGUGCCGCGUCGAUGGGACAGUCCCGUCGUCAUACGUGAAUCUGUUUGGCGCAGACACGCUUGAGUGUGGCUUCAUGAUGUCGAGCGCGCAAAAGUCGUUUGUGCUGUUUGCUCCAACCGUUCAGGACAAACAAGCGUGGGUGUCCACGAUCGGCCGCCUCAUCACGGAGACGCAGGCCAAGGAUUCGACGACAGCAGUCGACUCCGCCCCGGCCGCCGUCUGGAUCCCUGACAGCGUGUCGGAAGAAUGCAGUCAAUGCAGAAAGGCAUUUCGACUGCUCUUGCGGCGCCACCACUGCAGACGGUGCGGCUUUGUCGUGUGCGGACUGUGUUCGGAACACCGUUCCAUCCUGUUCGACAACGACAUGCGGCCCGUCCGAGUGUGCAAUAAAUGCAACCGCGUGCUCGACUUGGUCAAACAGAGUGCCCUCACUUGGCUCGGGUGCCUCAUCGAGUUUAAGAAGCGGACGCUCCUGCGUCGAGAUCGCAAGAACAAGUGGAGUGAGUACGAGUUUGACAUCAAGGGCGGGGUGUUGCGGCAGUAUCAUGGCGGCGCAGUGAUUCAGACGCUUAAUUUGGCCGGUGCAAUCGUCGUGCGUCGACGGGACCAACGGUCCCUGUACUGCUUUCAAAUCUCGACAACGUUCGCGGCCGAGAUCGUGUCGGCACCGUCGUCCAUGUCGAGGCUGUCCCCUCUCAAGUCGAGACGGCAAGACAAAAUGAGCUGUCGAUGGGACAAUCAAGAGUGGCUUCUAUGCGCUUACUCGCCCGACGGACUGGCAGAAUGGACCAAGGCGAUCGAAGAGUCGGCUAACAAAGCUCUAAAGCGCACGUCAACUAUUCGAUCGAAGUCGUUCGACGGCGACGUCAAUAUCCACUCCGAUCCCGAACAGAAUCCCAUAGACCUAAAGCAGCUCGACUUUUUGGUGUAUGACGAUCAAAAAGCCGAAGGGUUUCGGCACAAGAUUUUGACGGAAAUCGUUCGCUCGGAGCAGAGCUACGUCGAGUGCUUGGGCACUUGCAUUCGCAUGUUUGUCCAGCCGUUGAUGCUGCGCGAAGUCGAGCGGAAACGCAGCGUCGAGGUCAACAGCAAGCUCAGCUUGCAGAGACGGUUGUCUCAAAUGUCGCUGAAAAAGCACGAGCAAUUGAAGCAGAGGUUGACGAUGUUGGGACUCAACCGACGUGGGGCAAGCGUCCAAACCGGACUCGUUAGCAGCGUGCUACAUGACAACUGCACGAAGAAGACGCUCCUGGACGCGGACAUGUCGAUCUUUUUCACGAGCAUGGGGCAGAUCUACACGCUGAACCAACAGUUCCUGGACCACCUCACGCAUCAUUUGAAGGAGAUUGAAAAUGGCAGCGUGGCCAUCCACCUUGUGGGAGCAAUUUUCAACGCGUACGCGCCACUGUUUCAAUUGUAUUCGUCGUAUGCGUGCCACCACGAGUCGGCGCUGGCUGCCAUCGAAUCGGAUCGAUUCGUGUCGAUGCUGGCCGAGAUUCAACUCCCGAUGAACGCCACGACGCUGCACCAGUUGCGCACGUUCCUCAACAUGCCAAUCGAGCGCAUUCCCAAGUACAGCCUGUAUUUGGCCGAGCUCAAACCGUGGACGAGUGAAGCGCACAUGGACUACAAGCCGUUGAUGUCGGCGAUUGCCGCCAUCCAUCGUGUCGUUCAGAUUAUUCGAGACACAGUCGAAGCCCGCGAGAGUACGCGAAAGCUCCGCCAAGUGGAGUUUAAGUACGGGUUGCCCCCCGACAAAGACCGCCAGUUCGUCAAGGAAGGGUUGCUGCGAAAAGUGUGCCGCAACUCGGUCAAAGUAUACCACAUCGUGCUAUUCACCAAUGCACUGCUGUACGCACCGACGGACUGGAUGGCCACAUACCAGCGCAAGCACAAGGUCAUCGACUUGAACGGGUGCUCCGUGUCGCCAGUGGACUCCCUCACCGACAGCAUUCGCAGCGUUCUUGCGACCAACAUGAAUCACAACAAUGCCUUCAAGUUCCUGUCGAGCCAAAAGUCGUUUUUACUCAUUGCCGAGUCGACGGCAGAACAAGAUGGGUGGUUGUCCGUCCUGCAGGACGUGAUCUCGCGAGCGGAAUCGACGGCAAGACUUUCCGUAUCAUCCGUGGACGAGGAUGCUGCCAACGACGUGGAGAUUAUCAUCAAAUCGGGCUGGCUGCCUGUUCAACGAGGACACAAGUGGAAGCGGAUGUGGGUAACGGUGGACUAUCAGCAUGUGACGUUGGCUUCGUCGUUCCAAGCAAAUCCUGAAGUGCAGCUCGUCAUUUCAAGCUGCGAUGUUGAGAUCGUGUCCGACAACGCAAGCACCUUCAUGAUCCGUGGAGAAGAUAUGCUCGAGGAUGACAUUGGAGCCAUGUCGAAAGAAUUCACGUUGGAAGCUCAUCUGGACCGAGACGAAUGGAUUCGUGCCAUCGACCAUUGCGUUCUAUGCACUGCGUCUGGUGGAGACGUCAUGUCGUGCAGCUCAAGGGUGUCAGAGCCUAGCUCUGGGUACGCGCCAAUUUACAUGUUUGGCGCGGCCAAGAGCUGUACGUUGUGCCUCAACAAGUUUGCCUUUCAUCGCACCAGGCACCACUGCAAGCGUUGCGGAAACCAAGUGUGCGGCAAGUGCUCCAGGACGCGAAUGGUGCUGACAACAGGGAGCUCCAAGCGCGACCGUGUUUGCGACAAGUGCGCCAACGUCCAGCGCAAUUGCGUCCUUCCUCCCAAUUUGUAGUCGCGCAAGUCUCGUCAAACACGAAUAUGAUGCAUAUUUAUAUACAGCGAGC